AUGUUAGAAGCAACAACAGUAACAGCAAGCCCUGUAAGCCAGGUAAAUUUCAAGCUUGACAGCAAUAGUAACAAUACUGAAACAGAGAAGUCAAUACCGAACUUUUCAAUACCCAAGCCGGAAUCUAAAAAUCACUUAGAACAACUGAUUUACAGAUACCGUGCUAUUCAAGAACAACCUAAAGCAAAUAAAUUUGAAAUCGGAUUAUUAGAAAAAACCUUCUCUGAUAUCUCUCAUGAGCAAGAUGAAUACAUUGAAAAGUUAAAUGACAUUAGAAGUGAUGCAAAUAUUAAGCAGAGUAAAUAUGAUAAAGCGGUUCUGCAAAGACAAUUAUUAGCCUUACAAUUUCUAGAAAGAGAUAUGGACAUUCCUGAUGGAAUUUUACUCGAUGAUGAUAAGAUGCAAGAUGCUAAAGAUGCUCAAGAUACCUCUGAUGUUUUAAAACCAAUCAAACUAACCUUUGAUUUCAACGAAAAUGCUAGGAGUCUAGGACUACUUGAUAAAUUCUCAAACAUAACUAAAACCGAUCUAGGUAAACAGGAAACCGAAAAUUUGAUUUCAAAACAAAUUGCACAAAGGAUUAAGGAGUUGGAAAGACUACCUGCAAACCUAGGUUCUUAUUCACUGGAUGAUUGCUUGGAAUUUCUUACCAAAAGCGAUCUACCAUCAAACAUCGAUAAUCUAAAAAUUAGAGCUCUAAUCGAAUUGAAAAGUCUAAAAAUGCUAACCAAACAAAAGUCUUUAAGACAAAAGUUAAUUAACAAUGUUACAGGACAGGCACACCAUUCUAUUCCAUAUUUGCGUGACUCUCCAUUUACCAUAGCUGCUCAAAGAUCUGUUCAAAUUAGACCUAAAGUUAUUGUGCCACAAACAGUAAGAUUGGCUGAAGAAUUAGAAAGACAACAACUACUAGAGAAGCGUAAGAAGGAAAGGAACUUGCAUCUAAAGAAAAUCUAUAGCAUUAUUGAUUUUGUGCAAGAAAAUCAAAAUUCUACAUUUAAUCAUCGUGAUCGUUGCGCUCAGUUUGGUAAAAUAUGUCAGUCAGUACAUAGUCAAAUUGAAAAAGAUGAACAGAGAAGAAUUGAAAGAACCGCAAAACAACGUUUACAAGCUUUGAAAUCUAACGAUGAAGAGGCAUAUUUGAAAUUAUUGGAUCAAACAAAAGAUACAAGAAUUACCCAAUUAUUGAGACAAACGAAUUCAUUUUUGGAUUCCUUGGCACAAGCAGUCAGAGUACAACAAAAUGAAGCAAAAUUAUUGAGGGGUGAGGAGAUUCCACCUAUUACAGAUGAAGAAAGAGAAAAAACUGAUUAUUAUGAGGUAGCUCACCAAAUCAAAGAAAAAAUUGACAAACAACCUUCUAUGCUUGUUGGUGGGACCCUAAAGGAAUAUCAAAUCCGUGGUUUAGAAUGGAUGGUCUCAUUAUACAAUAACCAUCUAAACGGUAUCCUUGCCGAUGAAAUGGGUUUAGGUAAGACUAUCCAAUCUAUCUCUCUUAUUACUUACCUAUUUGAGGAAAAGAAGGAUCCUGGUCCAUACUUAGUAAUUGUUCCAUUAUCAACUAUUACUAAUUGGACACUAGAAUUUGAGAAAUGGGCCCCAUCAUUGAAUACCGUAAUUUAUAAAGGUACACCAAAUCAAAGACGUAAUCUACAGCAUCAAGUUAGAAUUGGAAAUUUCGAUGUCUUGUUGACAACUUACGAAUAUAUCAUUAAAGACCGAGCAUUAUUGGCUAAGCAUGAAUGGACCCAUAUGAUUAUAGAUGAAGGUCAUAGAAUGAAGAAUGCCCAGUCGAAGUUAUCUUAUACUAUUACUCAUUAUUACAAGACGAGGCAUAGAUUAAUUUUAACUGGUACACCAUUGCAAAAUAAUUUACCAGAAUUAUGGGCAUUAUUAAAUUUUGUUCUACCCAAGAUUUUCAAUUCGGCAAAGACAUUUGAAGAUUGGUUCAACACACCAUUUGCUAAUACUGGUACUGGUGAAAAGUUAGAAUUGACAGAAGAAGAAACGUUGUUGGUUAUUCGAAGAUUACACAAAGUGUUAAGACCAUUCCUUCUUCGUCGUUUGAAGAAGGAGGUUGAAAAGGACUUACCUGAUAAAGUUGAAAAAGUGGUCAAAUGUAAACUUUCUGGGUUACAACAACAAUUAUAUGAGCAAAUGCUAAAACAUAAUGCAUUAUUCCUUGGUGAAGGUACUGAAGGUGCCACAAAGAGUGGUAUUAAGGGUUUGAAUAAUAAGAUUAUGCAACUGAGAAAGAUAUGUAAUCAUCCAUUUGUCUUCGAUGAAGUCGAAGGUGUUAUUAAUCCAACAAGAGCCAAUAGUAAUCUAUUGUACAGAGUUUCUGGGAAAUUUGAACUAUUAAAUCGUGUCUUACCUAAAUUUAAGGCAGCAGGCCAUAGAGUUCUAAUGUUCUUCCAAAUGACACAAGUUAUGGAUAUCAUGGAAGAUUUCUUGAGAAUGAAAGAUUUGAAGUAUAUGAGGUUAGAUGGUAGUACUAAAGCUGAUGACAGAACCGGUAUGUUAAAUGAUUUUAAUGCACCAGAUUCUGAUUACUUCUGUUUCCUACUGUCUACCAGAGCAGGUGGGUUAGGUUUAAAUCUUCAAACAGCCGAUACAGUCAUUAUCUUCGAUACAGAUUGGAAUCCGCAUCAGGAUUUGCAAGCACAAGAUAGAGCUCAUAGAAUUGGUCAAAAGAAUGAAGUUAGAAUUUUAAGAUUAAUUACGACUGAUUCCGUGGAAGAAGUUAUUCUCGAAAGGGCUAUGCAGAAGCUGGAUAUUGAUGGUAAGGUCAUUCAAGCUGGUAAAUUUGAUAACAAAUCUACUGCUGAAGAACAAGAAGCAUUCUUGAGAAGAUUGAUUGAAAACGAAUCCACUAAAGAUAAUGAUGACGAUGCUGAAUUAGAUGAUGACGAGUUAAAUGAAAUGUUAGCUCGUAAUGAAGAUGAGAAAAUUCUUUUCGAUAAGAUAGAUAAGGAAAGAACAAAAGAGGAAAGACGUGAGGCUAAAGCUGAAGGACUUUCUGCUCCUCUGCCAAGACUUAUCCAAGUUGAUGAACUUCCAAAGAUUUUUACUGAAGAUAUUUCUGAUCAUUUGAAAGAAGAACCUGUUGCUGAAGGGAGAAUAAGAAAGAUGAAACGAGUAUAUUACGAUGAUGGGUUAACUGAAGAACAAUUCUUAGAAGCUGUGGAAAAUGAGGAUGAAACACUGGAAGGCGCUAUUCAGAAGAGAAGGGAAGCUCGUGAAAGGAGACAACGGAGCAAGCAGGAAAAGGAUCUUGGAAUAAGAACAUUAGAAAAUACCCCUGAAGUUGAUGCUGCUAUCCCUGAUGAUAAAGUCGAAAAUGAAGAUUUACCCGAUGGGCCAGAAGAACCAGCAAUUCCCCAAGAACCCAAACGUAAAACAAGGAAAAGGAAGGCAAAGGAAGCUGUGGAGCAUGUUGAGCAUGAUGCUUCAUUAGAAAAUCACGAUGAGACUAGUAUUUCAGAAGCUACUGAAAAUAAAAGACCCAAGUUGAAGAUAAAGCUCACAAUGAAAAGAGGGAAGAAAGAAGAAUCUGUGUCUUCUAAUGAUGCUGAUCAACUUAACGGCAAUGGUAAAGGAACUAUUAACGAAGAUGUUGAACCAGAGAAAACCUCUAACAAAGUUAAUAAUACUAAAGCGAAGGGAAAGAAAGCAAAGAAAUCAUUGGCAUCUGAGUGCACACCUGUAGUCGAGAAACUGUUAGCUAUCAUGCGUGAACAGCUUGAUGAUACCGACGGUCAUCCCCUUACAGGGAUCUUCGAACAAUUGCCAUCCAAGAAGUUAUACCCAGAUUAUUAUGUCAUUAUUCAAAAUCCAAUGGCAUUGGAAACCAUUUUAAGGAAAUGUAAGAGGGGUGAAUACAAGAAUCUUUCCGAGGUUAAAGAAGAUAUGCAAACGAUGUUUAAUAAUGCCAGAUUUUACAAUGAAGAAGGUUCAUGGGUCUAUAAUGACGCUGACAAAUUAAACGAAUUUGUGAACCAAUGGUUCAAAGACCACCAAGAAGAAUAA
Molecule: messenger RNA, 4029 nt
Organism: Naumovozyma castellii
Lineage: Eukaryota; Fungi; Ascomycota; Saccharomycetes; Saccharomycetales; Saccharomycetaceae
Gene: STH1
Product: RSC chromatin remodeling complex ATPase subunit STH1
Exons: 1
Coding region: 1-4029 (1342 amino acids)
Source: RefSeq, a predicted model, not a curated record